Messenger RNA from Australozyma saopauloensis, 1446 nucleotides. RefSeq names its product putative lipoate--protein ligase. Gene Ontology annotation, cellular component: cytoplasm; mitochondrion. Gene Ontology annotation, molecular function: lipoyltransferase activity. The transcript has a single exon. Lineage: Eukaryota; Fungi; Ascomycota; Pichiomycetes; Serinales; Metschnikowiaceae. The coding region runs from base 1 to 1446 and encodes 481 amino acids. Gene Ontology annotation, biological process: protein lipoylation. The record is from RefSeq and is a predicted model, not a curated record.
AUGAUCCAGCUUUCACUCAGGGCAGGCCAACUCCUACGAGGCCAAUAUUUUGGAGGAGGUUUUUCAUUGUUGAGCACAUCUCGAUCUACUCACAAUGUUCCAUUUCAAGAUGAUUUGACUCCUUUAGAUGACGAUCUUUUCAACUUGCAAGACUUCCAGGAAUACAAGGAAGCACCUGAUGUGCUAGCACUCAGAAAAAAAUACGGUGCCGAGGAGCAAAUGAUACCAAAAAAACAGAAAACACAUAUUCCCCAAAAUUCUGAGGAAUUACCCGAACAUAAUGCAUCUUCUGACCAACAAAGACUUCUACCCAAAACAUUUCAGGAACAUUGCGAGGCCAAAGAACCGGUAGUGUUCAUUUCGAGGCUACUGAAUCCUUAUCUCAAUCUUGCGCUAGAGGAUUACAUAUACCAUGCGAUGGGUAUCCCUGCUAAGGGAAGUCAGAACUGGAAUAGAUUACUAUUCUACGUAAACUCUCCAUGUGUCGUCAUCGGCAAAAAUCAGAAUCCAUGGAAGGAAGUCAACCUACCAUUACUUACCAAUCUCCGCUUGCCGCUUGUAAGACGUAGAUCCGGUGGUGGAACUGUGGUUCAUGAUAAUGGAAAUGUGAACUAUUCAUUUAUGACAACAAGAGAUAAUUUCGACAGAUUUACCUUUGCAAACCUUGUGAAAAAUGCAGUCAAUUCUUUGGCGAAACCUUCAAAGCACGUGAUGGUUAAUGAUAGAGGUGAUAUAGUGACCAAAAGCGAUAACAAGAAGGUAUCCGGAUCAGCGUAUAAGAUCUCUCGCGGAAAGUCAUACCACCAUGGAACUAUGUUGUUAAAUCUGAAGCUAGACGUUCUUCGUGAGCUUUUACAUAGAGACGAGUCCAAGUUAGGCUCGGUACACUCAUUAGCCGCUAUUUCCUCUGUUAAAUCUCUGGUGACGAAUCUAGAGUUAGAGCUGACCAACUUCAUCGAUGCAGUAACUGCUAUGUUUCAAGAUCUGUACGGCAUUCUGAAAGAUCAAGACGAUGCUGCUGUUGAGUCCGAAGAAGAUUUGAACCAGACGGAAUUGUUGGGCUUGAGUGACUUUGUAUCAGCGUUCACUCCCAAAUCAAGCCUUGUUUUCGAAAUUGACGAGGACGUUAAGCUUCCAGAUGAUAUACACAAAACUAAGGACGAAUUAAUGCAAUGGGAAUGGCGGUUUGGUUCCACACCGAAAUUUCUGCAUCAUUUCGUCCACCCAAGUAGAGAGGUGAAGGUUGAGAUCGAGGUCGGUGCCAAGGCCGCUAUUACAAAGGUAGAAGUUGAGGGACCAAGCAAAGCUGUAGAGUCGUUUCAAUUUCUCAAGGAAGCAGUUGAGAAAGGCCGUACAGUAUUAUAUACUGGUUCAAAUGUUGCUGGCUACGUUCUCGAUGAUGAGUUGAGUGAAUGGAUAGGAGAAGCUAUAGAUGGAACAUCUUAA